AUGGCUUGCGUCAAGAAGGGUCUCUCCCGCCAGGACGCCCACGAGGAGAUCCGUGUCCUCUCCCACCAGGCAGCAGACAAUGUCAAGAAGCACGGCAAGGACAACGACCUGCUCGAGCGCAUCCGCCGCACCGCAUUCUUCAACCCCAUCCUGGGCGAACUCGACACCCUCCUCGACCCCAGCACCUUCGUCGGCCGUGCCCCCCAGCAAGUCGAGAAGUUCACCUCCACUGAGGUCAAGAAGGCCCUUGAGCCAUAUGCCUCUGCCGUUGCCAAGGCCGAGACCUCUACGCUCAGCGUUUAA
This is a messenger RNA of Aspergillus bombycis, 303 nucleotides long. RefSeq names its product adenylosuccinate lyase. The transcript has 2 exons. The record is from RefSeq and is a predicted model, not a curated record. Gene Ontology annotation, biological process: 'de novo' AMP biosynthetic process. Gene Ontology annotation, molecular function: N6-(1,2-dicarboxyethyl)AMP AMP-lyase (fumarate-forming) activity; (S)-2-(5-amino-1-(5-phospho-D-ribosyl)imidazole-4-carboxamido) succinate lyase (fumarate-forming) activity. Gene Ontology annotation, cellular component: cytosol. NCBI's taxonomy places the organism in Eukaryota, Fungi, Ascomycota, Eurotiomycetes, Eurotiales, Aspergillaceae. The coding region runs from base 1 to 303 and encodes 100 amino acids.